ACUCCGCGCAGAGGGACCCGGGAACCUGCUUGGUGUGCAUUCGGACUGACAACUAGUUCCCCGCUUCGUGUCGCGGCUUCUAAAAUUUGUAGUAUAUAUACUAAGACUGGGAACUAGCUUAGAUCAAAGUUCCUACUUUUCCGAUGGUUUGCAUGGCAGAUCAUUGCAAGGGCAAUAAAAUGUGUCAUGUGUCUGAAGCAUGCACACUGGACAAAAAUACUAUUGAAGAUAUAAAUUAAUUUGAGUCAAGACUUCACAGGCAGCAAUUAGACAAGAUGGGCAUUUUGCUGGGGAAAACUAUGGACGAGAAUCUCAAGAAGCAGCAGGAGUUUAUGUUGAAAACAUCAGUGAUUCAGAUGGAGCGCCAAAUACAGAUGCAGAACCAAAUGCGAGAGCGGAUGAUGGCCAUGCAGAUCGCAAGAACACGGGACAUUUUUGUGUGGUUUGGUUCCUUCUACACACUGGCCUCUCUCGGAAUGAUUGCAGGGUUUAGCAAGCAGCGGAAGCCAACCGUCCUGAUCCCGGCACUGCCUUUGACUUUCCUGCUGGCCUACCAGUAUGAUAUGGCAUAUGGCAAUAAGAUGGAGAGAAUGAGGGAACAGCCACAUCAGAGACAUGUCCCAUUCAUGGCCACCCACGCAAGACAAUCCCUUGCCAAGACAUAUGGAUUUGAACCACUCAUCUUUGGCACAGGAUUCAGUCAGCAACUGUCAGAAGCCCAAACCAUCUUUGCAGCUGGGGAGGCUGAUCGCAUCAUGGACACAGAAGGUAUUAUGUUGUCAUUGCCGCAUGGCCUACCAACAUACUCCAGCAUUGAAGCAGCUCGCCUGGACCAGUGUGACAAAGAGAGACUGUCUUAGUCACAUGACAUUUUUCUGUAAUGUAAUGAAUGCCUUCAGUGAUGAGAAUUAUAUUUGACAUGUUUCUGAGCCAAUGACCUCACAUGAGAUGCACCAGAAAUACUGACUGAUCCAACAUAGAGACUGAGACAAAGUCAUUCUUGGUACUUUAUUUUAAAUUUGCAAAUAACUUGAGAAUAGAAGACAAGAUUUGUAGAUGUAAUUCUAUUAUUCUAGGAAUCUAUUAAAAUCUUCAAAAAGAGUCACCCUUUUGAUACAUAAAUAAAUACAUGUCAAUAUCACAUUUCAAUAUUUUUACUGUGCCAAACAGCGUUGACAAUUGAUGCAAAUAAACCAACAAUAUCUGCUGCCAUGUAACAGUAUUCAUUAAAAGAAUAGCCUACAUAACACAUGCUUGUUCAGAAUUGCAGUUCAUGUAUUGUUAUUCUGAUCAAACAAUUCUUUGCAAUAUAUUUUUUCAAUAAGUACGAACUCUUUAUAAAACAAAUUGAAUUACUUUUUAGAAUGACAAAAUAGCACUUGUGUUUCACACAUUCCAUGGUGAUUGUGUUCUUGUUAAUUAGUAUAAAGCGGAUACAUGUUGCAUAUUUGAAA
This is a messenger RNA of Haliotis rufescens (red abalone), 1454 nucleotides long. RefSeq names its product plasminogen receptor (KT)-like. The record is from RefSeq and is a predicted model, not a curated record. NCBI's taxonomy places the organism in Eukaryota, Metazoa, Mollusca, Gastropoda, Lepetellida, Haliotidae. The transcript has 7 exons. Bases 276 to 860 code for a protein of 194 amino acids. Gene Ontology annotation, cellular component: plasma membrane. Gene Ontology annotation, biological process: positive regulation of plasminogen activation.